Aplysia californica (California sea hare) is the source of this 2868-nucleotide messenger RNA. RefSeq names its product fibrous sheath-interacting protein 1. The record is from RefSeq and is a predicted model, not a curated record. Lineage: Eukaryota; Metazoa; Mollusca; Gastropoda; Aplysiida; Aplysiidae. The coding region runs from base 182 to 2602 and encodes 806 amino acids. The transcript has 14 exons.
GUAUUGCAAUGGGAACACCGCACAACUCGUUGGUUCUCUAAUUUUAAAGUUUCGAAACGGUGAUAAAAUUCCAACAUGGCGGAGGCGUCUGUUGCUAUGAAGAGUGACGCUUCGAUUGUUCCCAUUCAAUAGUUAAGUGCAUUUGUGGAUGAGACUGUGAAUUUAUUCAUAAAUUGUCGACAUGGAUUCUGCAAAAAUCAACUCCCAAAGCCAGCUUCUGGAAAGUGAUGAUAUACCAGAAGAUGAAUUAUACGACGAGGGUGAUUAUGAGGAUCUCUAUGGUUUGGAGUCAGACGAUUCUGAAGAUCUUGAGUUACGAGACUUGGAGGAUGAUGACCUUUCUCUGGCUGCAAGUGUCUCUAUGUCUCAGGGGAACAAGAAAGAACAUAAUGGAUCAGGAGACCAUGCUAAAAAAGGGGAAAGCACAUCGAAAGACCUAGCCCUUUUUGAGCCUGAGGACGGAGCUAAUGAGGAUGAUAUUGGCAGUGAUGAAGAGAGGGAAAUCCUCAAAGGAAUCCGAGAUGAAAUUGAGAAUAAGGUCAGAGAAGAAAUGAAGGACGAACUUGAUGGUUACAAGCAAAGGAUGAAAGCCAUUGAGUCUGGCCAGAUCCCAAGUGCAGACAAAAAUGAAGAUGACGCUGAUGAUGCGAAGGAAAUGGAUCCAAAACUCAAAGAAGCCAUCUUGAAGAUGAACAAACUGGACAAGAUUUUGAAAAAGAAAAUAAGGAAAGAAAGAGAAGUGAAAAGAGACAGAAUACUUUUGGAGAAAAGGAUGCGUGAAGAGAUUUCUGAAAUGCAGCAUGGUUCUGCUCAUUACAAAGAGAUCAAAACAAACACUGAGAGAUUUUUAGCUUUGGCGCCGCCCCCUAGUCAUAAUGAAGGUAUUAGGAUUGAUGAGGAGGAUACGGAGGUUCCUCCUUUGUUUCAAACUCAAAUUGAUGACAAUGAUAUUCUAUGGAGUGAAGGCAAGUCGAGAAAUCUUGCCCCUGAGGAUGUGGCUGAACUGAAUAAUGGUAGUGGAUCCUGUGCUGGUCAGUCUAGUCGCAGUGGCAGCACAAGAGCUGGUACCAGGGCUUCACGACCAGGGGGAAAAGGGAAGAAACCCUCAAAGAACUUCAUCAAAAGAAAUAAAGAGCUUGCUGCCGAUGCUGAUCAACUUGUUGCCAUGACUGAUGAUGAAAAGAAAAGACUGCAGGAUCUGCUCACAGAUGUGGAUGAAAUGCCAGAACUGCAAGACUCGGAACAAGAUGACACCUUGUUGGAAGCCAAUGCUUUUCAAGUGUCCAUCCACCCUGGAGAAGGGUUCCGACCAGACAACAUUGAGCAGAAAAGUUUGAGCAACAUCAAUAACAGAUUAAGGUCGAUCAUGCCGGAUGAAAGCUUCCACUCCAUCAUGGGUUCCAGCGACCACCCAAAACCCAUGUCUCAACCUCCUUUGUUCAGUCGCGUUGGGCUGCACAUUGGAGGGGAGAUCCCGGAGCGGUUCGGGGAGCGCGUUCUCUAUGACACCAAGGAGGAGAGGGAACUCAAAGCCAGGCUUGAGUCCAUUGAGGACCAGCUGGAUAGAUUUAAGGCUCAGAAUGACUCCGAGGUGGACGGUACCACUCACCUCACAGAUGAGCAGCUGGACAACCUGCUGGACCAGUGUGCCAGGGAUUUUUCCCGCAUGUCCUACAGCAAUAUGGACACACCUGAGCUGUCGUCAAGAUCCCAGAUUUCAUCUCGACAGUCGCUCAUGGAAAACCCGCCCAAAUUGUCAGAGGAGCAGUUACAACAGCUGCUCUCCGAGGCUCAUUUUCCUCUUAGCUCCGUCCUUCUCUCUCUCCGAGAUGAUGACCAGAAGAUAGAAGAAGAAGAAGGAAAUGCAGAAACAAUCAAAGCAGAAACCUGGAAGGCGAUCAGUGAAGAGGAUGUGCAGGGCAAGGAACAUGCAUUGCAAAGUAUCUCUCAAAGGGAAAAGAGUGAAGAGAAUUUGUCUCAGAAUGCCUCUGAAAACUCUGGUGGGUUGAACAGCCAGAGAGGAGAGAGCGUGCAAGACAAGUCUGGCAAUAACAGCCUGGUGUUUCAGAGUUUUGAUAGUGACAAAUCACUACCAAAUGAAGCUGGAGAGGUGGGGCCUUCCGAUUCUUCUGUUGCCGAGUCGUUAACUGGUGCUACGUCCAUGCAAGACUCUGCUCGGGAGACCCCCGUGCUACCGAGAAUCAACCCCCAGACCCCCUCCCGGUCUAGCUUCAGCGCUGAAAGUACCUCUGGGAUGUCAGCAACGCCUACUUUGAUGAACCCCAGCUCACAUAGUGUUGAUUCCAGCUUAGGAGAGCCUGUACGCUUGCCUGAUAUUCAAUCUAGUUCUUUCCUCAUUCAAGCUGCCCAGGGUAUGAACAAUGAGAACAAGAGAAGUACGGACAGUUUGCCGUCCCGAAGACCUCUUCAGAUGGUUCAUAAUGAUUUGUCGGAGAGUAGAAAUUCCAUGGGCAGUUCUGUGGAUGAACUAGAGAGGUCUCUGAGCACAAACAGCAGAUCUCCGAUUGGUGCCAACCCGCAUUUGAUUCCAAGGCCACCGUCAAAGGAUGGACCACCAGGAAGAACGUCUUCAAGGCCUUAAUCAUCUUAAUGUUCAAGUUCAAGUCAAGCCACAGAAUGUUCACAUCUUAGUUAAAGUAACUUUUAAAGUUUUUAUCUCAUACAAUUUGAAACAAUAGAUGGUUUAUUUUAAGUUCAGUUUUCAAGUUAAGCCACAAUAUGUUCACAUAAAAAAAAUAAUCAAAGUAACAUUUUAUACAUUUUGGGUCUCAACAAAGUGGAAUCAGGUGCUCGUCAAUUUUUGGGUAAUGGGGAAUUAUUGGUAUAAUCUCAAAGCUUGUUCAUUUG